AUGUCAGGGGAGGAAGAGUUUUAUCUGUUCAAGAACAUCUCCAGCAUAGGGCCAUGGGAUGGACCUCAGUACCACAUUGCACCUGUCUGGGCCUUCCACCUUCAGGCAGCCUUUAUGGGUUUUGUCUUCUUUGCAGGGACACCCCUCAAUGCCACAGUACUAGUAGCCACACUGCGCUACAGAAAGCUACGGCAGCCCCUCAACUAUAUUCUGGUCAAUGUGUCCCUUGGGGGCUUCCUCUUCUGUGUCUUCUCUGUCUUCACCGUCUUCAUUGCCAGCUGUAAGGGAUACUUCCUCUUUGGUCGCCAUGUUUGUGCUUUGGAGGCCUUCCUGGGCUCGGCAGCAGGUCUAGUGACUGGCUGGUCUCUCGCCUUCCUGGCCUUUGAACGCUACAUUAUCAUCUGUAAGCCCUUUGGCAACUUCCGCUUCAGUUCCAAACAUGCCCUACUGGUGGUCCUGGCCACCUGGAUCAUUGGCAUUGGCGUCUCCAUCCCACCCUUCUUUGGCUGGAGCCGGUUCAUCCCUGAGGGCCUGCAGUGCUCCUGCGGCCCUGACUGGUACACUGUGGGCACCAAGUAUCGCAGCGAGUACUAUACCUGGUUCCUCUUCAUCUUCUGCUUCAUCAUGCCUCUCUCCCUCAUCUGUUUCUCCUAUUCUCAGCUGCUGGGGGCUCUCCGAGCAGUAGCAGCUCAGCAGCAAGAAUCGGCGUCCACACAGAAGGCUGAGCGGGAGGUGAGCCGCAUGGUGGUGGUGAUGGUGGGGUCCUUUUGCCUCUGUUACGUGCCCUAUGCUGCUCUGGCCAUGUAUAUGGUUAACAACCGGGACCAUGGACUCGAUCUACGACUCGUCACCAUUCCUGCCUUCUUCUCCAAGAGUGCUUGUGUGUACAAUCCCAUUAUCUACUGCUUCAUGAAUAAGCAGUUCCGAGCUUGCAUUAUGAUGAUGCUGUGUGGGAAGUCCAUGACAGAGGAGACUGACUUGUCCAAUUCUCAAAAAACUGAAGUUUCAACUCUCUCUUCCAGCCAAGUUGGACCCAACUAA
Molecule: messenger RNA, 1041 nt
Organism: Suncus etruscus (white-toothed pygmy shrew)
Lineage: Eukaryota; Metazoa; Chordata; Mammalia; Eulipotyphla; Soricidae
Gene: OPN1SW
Product: opsin 1, short wave sensitive
Exons: 5
Coding region: 1-1041 (346 amino acids)
Biological process (GO): G protein-coupled receptor signaling pathway; phototransduction; visual perception
Cellular component (GO): membrane; photoreceptor outer segment
Molecular function (GO): G protein-coupled receptor activity
Source: RefSeq, a predicted model, not a curated record